AUGAAUGAAUCAAUCAUGAAUGAGAGAUUCCAUUUUUCAUGACCUAAAUCAAUGUUUCUCACUUCUAAAGGUUGUCUUUUUGACAACUAAUCAUAUUCUAAUUCUCUCUGCCCUUUAUGGAAAAAGAGUUUUGUGAGUAUUUCUUUAUUUAUUUCUGUCCAAAUUUGAUGAUCUGUAAGAAUCUCUCUUUAUUGGGAUUGCAAUUUCAAAGUUUUAGAAGAAAAAAAAUCAAACUUUACAUCUUCUUCUUCUCUCUGCUUUUGCCUUCACGAGUAGAGAGAGCCAUGGACACACUCAUUGCUCAGUUACAGAGACAAUUUCGUGAUUACACCAUUUCUCUCUAUCACCAGGGGUUUUUGGAUGAUCAAUUCACUGAAUUGAAAAAGCUGCAAGAUGAAUGUAGUCCUGAUUUUGUGGCUGAGGUUGUUACUCUCUUCUUUGAAGAUUGUGAGAAGCUUAUCAGUAAUAUGGCUAGAGCUUUAGAUCAGACAGGAAAUGUAGAUUUCAAGCUAGUAGGUUCUAGUGUUCAUCAACUCAAAGGUAGUAGCUCAAGUGUUGGUGCCAAGAGAGUCAAAGGUCUUUGUAUUACCCUCAAGGAGUGUUGCGACUCUCAGAACUAUGAAGGGUGUGUGAGAUGUUUGCAGCAAGUGGAUAUUGAGUACAAGACUUUAAAAGCAAAGCUUCAAGAUUUGUUUAAUCUUGAGCAACAGAUUGUCCAAGCUGGUGGUAGAAUCCCUCAAGUGGAUAUAUAAACAAUAGACCUAUCGCCAACAGAAUAGCGAGAUGAUGAUGAUCCAGUUGCAUUCUUCAGGCGAGUACUACUCGGAUUUGAACUUAGAAAAAAAAAAAAAAAACUCUUGAGAAUGUGUGGAAAAGUGAGGUGAUUGUUGUUCAUAGAUCAGUACUAUGUAUCUUUUGUAUCAUCUCUUGGAUCUUGAUAGUGAUCUUAUCUGAAUAGUAUGAAUUUGCAUCUCAUAA
Messenger RNA from Arabidopsis lyrata subsp. lyrata, 978 nucleotides. Its product is annotated as histidine-containing phosphotransfer protein 3. Gene Ontology annotation, molecular function: protein histidine kinase binding; histidine phosphotransfer kinase activity. The transcript has 6 exons. The coding region runs from base 117 to 752 and encodes 211 amino acids. Gene Ontology annotation, biological process: cytokinin-activated signaling pathway; phosphorylation; phosphorelay signal transduction system. The record is from RefSeq and is a predicted model, not a curated record. Gene Ontology annotation, cellular component: nucleus; cytoplasm. Lineage: Eukaryota; Viridiplantae; Streptophyta; Magnoliopsida; Brassicales; Brassicaceae.